UUUAUGAAAAUCUAGUCAGUAAAAUAGUGAAGAGUAAUAAUGAAGAUUUCUUUGGUAUUUUUGCUUGCUUUUCUUAGUACUUUUCAAACAAGUGUAGUAGAAUCAAAGCCCAUUAUUGCCGACAUCAUAAAUGGAGUAAUUGAUGAUGUAGCCGAUUUAGGAAAAGGAGUUGUAUGUCUUGUGGAUAAAGUCACUGGAAUUUUGCUUCCAAAUCAGGACACUUCGUGUUAUAAUAGCGAUAACAACAACAGUGGAGGUGCUGUCUCCAACGAUGAUUGCAGUGACCAGUCUCCAACCUCCACAGCAUCAUGAACCUUGCAUUUAUUUUUAAAACACAGUUAAUUUAUUUUUUCAAUUUUGAAAUAAUUUAAGUAAUCAUGUCUUAUAAAUUGUAAAAGCAACCCACAAUAUAAUAAAAUCUAAAUUUAAGUUGUUAUCAUUAUUCUCGGUGAUCUUUUUCCAGAAGUUCGAUAGCAGUUGUUUUUGUCUGUAUAUUCCGACUUGAGUUAUAUUUUUCUGUCUUCAAAAAUUUUCGAUGAAAAAACAUGAGUGUAUUUAUGAGACUGGUAACAAUUUACGUGGGUCUUAUAUUAUUUUCGAGUUUUGUCAGUUGUGACCACGAUGAGAUUUUAUACUCAGAUGAAUUCAAAAAGAUGAAAGAAGAAGCUGAAACGACCACCAUUAAUGUUAUUUUGAAGGAAAAGUCUUUAAUUCGGAUACCUUGUCAGGCACCUUUUAAGUUAGUUAACAGGAAGUGUAGAUAUGUUUGGUAAUGUUGAUCAGUCCAGAUUGUUGUGCACUAUUUAAUAGUUUGAACUUUGACUCGUGUCUUGUUCGUUAUUCUUCUAGUCUUUUCUUGUACUCAUUUAACAUUUUUUAUCUUGUAACUAUUCUCUGAUAGGAUAUAUUGUGUAAUAAUGUUUAGACAGGCUACUGAGGUCACUUAAUUAGAUAAUCAUUGUUGAAAGUUUCAGUUCCUAUAUGAAAGUAAAUGUAAGUAGACGAGAAGAAAUGAGUGUCAAAAUUUUGAUAAGUUUUAUUAGUCUGAUUGUUUGUGGCUCUUGUCAAUAUCCAUACUAUUCAUAUCAAUAUCCCUAUUAUGGAAAUUAUGGAUACACUAAUGUAAGAAGUAACCCUUAUUCUUAUCAACCUUCGCCAUGUAGGUCAUCUUGUGGUAGUGUUCAACCGGUUAACAAUUGUCAAUAUUUUCCGUGUUAUCAACGAUCAUACAACAGUUAUAACUUACCCUACGCUUACAAUAAUAACAAUUACAAGACAGUUAACAGUAAUUCAAACUCAAAUUUAUAUCCGACAAACCCUUAUGGAAGAUUGUAUCUGAAUUUAAAUAACUUUCAACAAUCUAAUCAACGAGAUCCAUAUGCCAAUGUUCCUACAGAGAUAAUCGACGACGACGAAUUUGAAAAGUUUAUGAAAAAAAUUCCCAAACUACCAAAAGCGACAACAUCAUCUCAUAGUAACUACACAGUGAGCCAAGGUGCUGCGACUAGUAACUCUGUUGUGGAAACUAAACCUAUAAGAACAACAAUAAACAGAAGUCUUGAUCCUUCCUCAAACAAUACACCAAUCAGACUUGAUUUCUUAAAUGGAGAACCUAUUAACGUAAACCAAAAUAACGAAGUAACUACAACAACCAAAGAAGAAACAGAAGUAACUUAUGUACAAGAAACGACAACCAUUGAUCCAAGUACCACCGAGGAAAAUGAGGAUGUGGCACCUGUCAAAAACUGGUUUUCUUAGAAAUGUCCUGUAAUGUUUGCAAGUUUAAUAAAAACGUUUUAUAUUUA
Tribolium madens (black flour beetle) is the source of this 1805-nucleotide messenger RNA. RefSeq lists its product as uncharacterized. NCBI's taxonomy places the organism in Eukaryota, Metazoa, Arthropoda, Insecta, Coleoptera, Tenebrionidae. The transcript is spliced from 5 exons. The record is from RefSeq and is a predicted model, not a curated record. The coding region runs from base 982 to 1758 and encodes 258 amino acids.